This is a messenger RNA of Uranotaenia lowii, 2794 nucleotides long. RefSeq names its product DNA topoisomerase 3-beta (gene Top3beta). Gene Ontology annotation, cellular component: nucleus. Gene Ontology annotation, biological process: DNA topological change. The coding region runs from base 68 to 2638 and encodes 856 amino acids. The transcript has 8 exons. Gene Ontology annotation, molecular function: DNA binding; DNA topoisomerase type I (single strand cut, ATP-independent) activity. The record is from RefSeq and is a predicted model, not a curated record. Lineage: Eukaryota; Metazoa; Arthropoda; Insecta; Diptera; Culicidae.
UCAAGAUUUGGAAAAAUUUACACCGCCUCUUCUGCUGUUGCCGGAUCGAAACCUUUAAUUCAGAAAAAUGAAAUCUGCUUUAAUGGUAGCAGAAAAACCAUCGCUUGCGGCUUCGCUAGCAAACAUUUUGAGCAACGGAAAAUGUUCAUCCAGAAAAGGUUCCAAUAAUGCAUGUUCCGUUCAUGAAUGGAUUGGUAAUUUCCGUGGGGAACAAGUUCGGUUCAAGAUGACAUCUGUAUGCGGACAUGUUAUGGGGCUUGAAUUCGUGGGUAAAUACAAUUCAUGGGAUAAGGUAGAUCCAGCAGAAUUGUUCACAUGCCCAACGGAGAAAAAGGAAUCGGCUCCCAACUUACGUAUGCUGUACUUUCUCAGCCAAGAAGCGAAAGGUUGUGAAUAUCUUAUACUUUGGCUCGAUUGUGAUAAAGAGGGUGAAAAUAUUUGUUUCGAAGUAAUGUCCGCAGUGUCAGGAUCUAUACGAAAUGUGUUUUCAAAUCGAGUCACAUUUCGAGCGAAAUUUUCGGCUAUUACUGAAAAGGAUAUCAAAUACGCAAUGGAAAACCUAAUUCAUCCUAAUGAAAAUGAAGCCAAGUCUGUCGAUGCUCGUCAGGAACUAGAUCUGCGGAUCGGUUGUGCGUUUACUCGCUUUCAAACCAAAUUCUUCCAGGGAAAAUAUGCCGAUCUCGAUGCGUCUCUCAUUUCUUACGGACCUUGCCAAACGCCUACAUUAGGGUUUUGCGUACAGCGUCAUGAUGAGAUACAGACCUUCAAACCAGAAAAUUUCUGGUACAUUCAAGUAACCGUCGGUGAAAAUCCCGAGAUAAAAUUAGAUUGGAGCAGAGUAAGAAUUUUUGAGAAGGAAGUGGCAUGUAUGUUUCUGAACAAAGUAAAAGACCACAAGGAAGCUUUAGUUGAAAGCGUUACUUCUAAGGAGAUGUUCAAAGGUAGACCGCAAGCUCUGAACACUGUUGAGUUGAUGAGAGCAGCUAGCGCUGGACUCGGUAUAGGUCCACAUUCUGCUAUGCAGAUAGCGGAAAAGCUUUACACUCGAGGAUAUAUCAGCUACCCACGAACUGAAACUACCCAGUAUCCGGCUAAUUUUGAUCUGAUCGGAGUUGUAAAGAUUCUUCAGUCAUCUUCGGAAUUUGGAGAAGAAGCCCGGAACAUUCUGCAUGACAUGAAUUCUCCACGAAAGGGUACUGAUCAUGGCGACCAUCCUCCCAUUACACCGAUGAAGCUGGCUAGUCGCAGCGAACUAGAUGGUGGUGACACGUGGCGAGUAUACGACUAUAUUUGUCGACAUUUCCUUGGCACAAUAUCACGCGAUUUGAAAUACCGACUAACAACGGCUAAAUUCAAAAUUGGUAGCGAGUCCUUCACUAAUACUUCCAGCGUAUUGAUCGAUCCUGGUUUUACCAAAGUCAUGACAUGGCAGGCGUUUAGCAAGAACGAAAUAAUCUCUCCGUUCACUGCGAGUGAAAAAGUUAAAAUAAAUGACGUUCGACUAGUGGAAAGUCAAACGGGUCCGCCAGACUAUUUAACUGAAUCGGAACUAAUUUCGUUGAUGGAGAAACAUGGCAUUGGGACUGAUGCUUCUAUUCCGGUACACAUAAACAACAUUUGUCAGCGAAACUAUGUUACGAUCGGUGGAGGGCGCACUUUGACUCCAACGAAUCUAGGAAUCGUGCUGGUUCACGGCUAUCAGAAGAUUGACCCGGAAUUGGUGCUGCCUACAAUGCGUUCAGCUGUUGAACAGCAAUUAAAUCUUAUCGCUCAUGGAUCAGCAGAUUUUCGAUCUGUUCUGAAGCAUGCUGUCGAGAUAUUUCGUUUGAAAUUUCUCUAUUUUGUCCAAAAUAUUAGCAACAUGGACAUCCUGUUCGAAGCAACCUUUUCGUCGCUUUCUUCAUCGGGAAAAUCAAUGUCUCGUUGCGGUAAAUGUAGGAGAUACAUGAAGUACAUUCAAUCGAAACCGUCUAGACUGCACUGUUCCCAGUGCGACGAAACAUACACUUUACCAACCAAGGGAGUGGUACGAGUCUAUCGUGAACUGAAGUGUCCACUAGACGAUUUCGAACUUCUAGCGUGGUCAAAUGGGGCUAAGGGAAAGUCGUAUCCAUUGUGUCCGUAUUGCUACAACCAUCCACCGUUUAGGGAUAUGCAGAAAAACUCUGGCUGCAACAGCUGCCCACAUCCGACAUGUGCUCAUUCGUUGUCCAGUUUGGGUGUAUCGAGUUGCAUAGAGUGUGACCGAGGAGUACUAGUUUUGGAUUGUACAAUGUCUCCCAAAAACUGGAAGCUAGUCUGCAAUUUUUGUGAUGUUAUUAUCAACUGCUUUGAUGAUGCCAUAAAAGUCAAUGUCGAAGGUGAUUCGUGCGAGGAAUGUGGUGCACAACAAGUGACUGCCAUUUACAAAUCGGAAAAAACUCCUUUCAAGGAUGACAUCACUGAAAAGAAAGGAUGCAUCUUUUGUUUCCCUGAUUUCAGUCCCCUGGUUGAGAAACAUAAGGCAGUUGAAAUGAGACGUGGACAAGGUACUCGUGGCAGAGGACGCAGCGUUCGCGGUCGAGGCGGCCGGAGCAAUCGUGGCCGGAAUAAACCACCGAAGGACAAGAUGGCCCAGCUGGCGGCCUAUUUCGUAUAAUAAUUUCUAUAACAUUUUUGGCGUUGCAUGAAAUCUCUAUCGAAUACUGCUAUCAUAUUGUGUAUAAUACCCCCAAGUCUAGAACCUUAAACUAACAGUCUCGAGUGUUGUAUUAUGUGUGGAUUUUAAGGGAAUAAAGCUAUACACUUAAAUUCA